Messenger RNA from Ectocarpus sp. CCAP 1310/34, 996 nucleotides. The record is from the annotation of a GenBank genome assembly. Lineage: Eukaryota; Phaeophyceae; Ectocarpales; Ectocarpaceae.
AUGGAGGUGUGGAUUCCAAUGGGCAAAGAGGAAGCGGUCGCCUGUGGCAUUGACGUUGAUGCGGUGGAGGAGUCUGAGCGCUUGCCGGAUUGUGGUGUCUGGGUUGGUGUCGAUGAUCUCGAGGCAGCGCUGGCAGACUUGCCCGCAGGCCUGCAAGCCAGAGUGCAGAGCAAGAAAACCUACCCCGACGGGAGGCGGGCCAUGCUUCCCCACCAGGACGAAAGCAUAUUUCGAGCCAACGACGACCAGAGGUACGCGUGGUAUCUGGACGGCCAGCACGUGCCCGUCAAGAAGUCACAACAAGGCCAGGGGAUCAUGGUGUCGGGGACGAUCAUCCACAACCUCGGCUUCUUCUCGGCAUCGCGGGAACAGAUCAAGGAGGCGGAGCGCAACCGCAGGAAACGAUGCGCUGCCUCAGUUGCCGCGAAGCGGCGGGGGGAAAACGUGAAAGUCGAGAAGUUCCGCCCUACUAUCGACAUGCUGCACAAAGACGAGCACGGACGGUACUGGUCCCUCCACCUCUUCGAGUACUACGGCAAGAACAAGGAGGGAUACUGGACCGGGCUCAAGAUGCUGGACCACAUGUCAGACGUACUCGACGUGUUCACAGUUCUCUACCCUGAGCACAAGCCUGUAGACUAUGCCUUGAAGAGCAUGAACUUGGGUGUUGGUGGUGUGAGGAACGGAGAAGAGCUUGCGCCGAUGGACUCCGUGACCAUCCUCGAAGACACCCCGAACCUCCCAGCGGGCACGAUACAGCACUUGACUUUCCGGAGGGGAGACGCCCCCCCCUUCCACUCCCCCCAUCUCCGGCAGGCCGGGUAUGUCGGAAAGCUGAAAGGAAUGCGGCAGAUCUUGUGGGAGAGGGGGCUCCUGGUCAAAGGCAUGAGUAAGACCGGGGGCUCAGGCGAAAAGCAGGACCUCAGCAAGAGCAUGGAGCACGUUCUAGGAGAGCAGAAAGACUUCAAGGAAGUCGAUUCUAGUCUGGUGUUGUAA